AUGAAAAGUCUGUUAUUUAACAGGAAAUACCAAUCUAGGUAUACGAAGGUAGCGAUUGUUAAUCAUAUUUGUCCUUCUCAGGUAUCCAUUGUUAAUCAUAUUUAUCCUUCUGUUGUGGUAUCGAUUGUAAAUCAUAUUUGUCCUUCUGUGUACGGUCAUAGAUGUUAUUCAACGAAGGAUACUAUUCUUGAGAAGUUCUGGGAAUCUUUUUAUAGUCAACUGUUGGAUGAUAGUAAUACUAAUUCCAGAUCUGAAUCUAAUGUUUCUCAAUAUCAUAAGUAUGUGAUUGAUUUAUUGAAUAAUUCUAAAAAAGAUAAGGAUUCAUUUACAGAAGAAGAAUUAAUCAGUAUUCAAACAUCGAUUGAGGAUGCUACUUUUAAAUAUGACGAUAUUAAAAACAUAUAUCAGCUUACACCUGAUUUAAUUAAGAUAAUAAUAUCUAAAGAUGAACUUACAGCAAAGGAAUAUCUUAAGAAAUGUAAGCUUACUAAAAAUGAUUUAUUAACUCUUGAAUACUUUGAUCAGUAUACUUUGGAGGCCAUUAUUAUUUAUGUAUUUGGUGUUCUCUUCAACUGUAUUCAGGAACUUCCAGCUGUUCGCGUAUCAACUCUGAUAGAACAUUUGGAUACGUAUGUCAGAAGCCAAGCUAAAUUGUUGAAAGGAUAUACAUCAGAAGAAAGACCUUCUACGAAACAUGAAAUAAAUUCAGACGAUACUUCUAGCAAUGUGAAGGCUGAAGAGAAUGAGAUGGCUAACGAUAAAAUGCAAAAUAAUUAUGCGUUCGGUGCGUUUUUGGUUGAAUUCUUAGUGAAUAGAAAGUGGAUUUCUCUUUCAAAUGAAUUGAGCUUUCAUGAGCAGUAUUCUGUUACGAUGAAGAAUGGGAAGUAUUAUAUACCAAGACAAUUAUACGCUAUAUGUAAUUUCGAUAUUAGUCUCCUUCCGAUCAAACUCAAUCUACCAAUGAUAUGUAAGCCUUUGGAUUGGAAACCCAUAAGAGAUGAUAUAAUACCUUCAUCUUUAUCCGAUAUGCGUGGCGGUUACUUAAGCAUACCAUCAGGGGAUUUUUAUCAACAAAAACGCUAUCGCGUAAUGACUACCCGUGACUUGAGCCAUUUUCAUAUUAAGUUUGAUGAAGGUAAAUACGACGAUUUGUGCUUAACCAUGAACAAGUUACAGGCGCAGUCUUUUGAGAUACAUAAGGAUGUAUUGAGCUUCAUUAUGAAUAAUAACGAACUAUUAGUUAAAUACGGUCUAUUAAUGCCUAGAUUUCUAGCAUCAUUGAAUAUCAACAGGGCCGUCGAGCUAUUGAGGAAUUCUUACUUAUCGAAUAAUGAUUUGACGCAAGUUUGUAAUUAUCAGGAUUUGCUUAAGGUGUUCUUGGAGCGUAUCCAACGUGCUCGUUAUGAAACCUUCGUAAUCAAUAUAGCAUCAGCUUACGAGGGUUAUAAAAUUUAUCUGCCUGCCUUCGUUGACUUCCGUGGUAGGAUCUACCGCGCUGGUGUAUUGCAUUUCCACGAACGUGAUUUGGCUAGAAGUCUAGUACUUUUUACUUGUAACAACCCAUCUGGAGAGCUUAUUAAUCAUAAUAUAGAUGAUAAAGAAAUAAUGUUUAUAGCCUCAGCAGCCGCAGCUUUUCAUUAUAAGAAGUUCGAAUCUUAUAAAGAUUCUUAUCAAUGGUAUCUCGAUCAUGUAUCUAUGAAAGCAUCAUCGGCUGAAAGUAUCAUCGAGUUAGCAUUAUCAGCGGCUGAUCCCUAUCAGUUCAUAAGUAAGGUUCUAUGUAUCGAAAGCAAUAAUAAGAGUAAUCUAAUUCAAAUUCCUAUUACACAAGAUGCCUCUGCAAGUGCUUAUCAGAUUAUGAGCUAUUUCUUGUUAGAUAAUGAUUUAGCUUUAAAAACGAAUCUCAUUCCCUAUAUUGAUUAUCAUUAUUCGCCUGAAUACGAUUUUAGUGAUAAUAAAAAGAUCAAAGAUAUUUACACCAUCCUUCUAGAAGAGCUUAAGGUAUACUUUCGUAAGGAAUUGACAAAUAAUCUAGCUGACAUAGUUUGUCCUCGUCUCACUCGAAAAUUAGUUAAAGUACUCUUUAUGCCGAUGAUAUAUGGUAAGACUGUAAUCAGCAUUGCUAAUGAUUUUAAUCAACAUUUUGAUUCUUUAUUAGAUAAAGGGGAAUGCAUGCAAUUAGCUAAAAAAAUAUAUAUCUUCUAUAAAACAUACUAUCCGGGUAUAGUAAAUCUAAUGGAUUUGAUCCGCAAUAUCAGUUGGUUAGUAUCAGCUAUGGAUCGACCCGUCUUAUAUAGUGUAUCUCUAUUCACAACUGUACAGGACUAUAUGAAAUCAAAAACAGUAAAUAUAUGGGUAUAUGAUCGUAUCCACAGGAAAAGGCGUCAAGUGACUCUACGAAUUCCCUCGGGUGAUCGGGAUCGAAGGAAGACUCAUAUGUCUACCUUUGCCAAUUUUAUUCAUCAGAAAGAUGCAUUUAUUGCCAUGCACAUGAUAAAAUAUAUGGUCUCUGAGAAUGCACCUGUCUACACUGUUCACGAUAAUUUCAUUACUACAGCUCCUUACGCUUCGUACAUUUCACGUUAUUAUGUACUUGUAUUAUAUAAUAUGGGUAGCCCAUUAUUAUGGAUAAACCAAUUUAUUGAUCUUAAUCUGGCAAUUGAUAGGAAUUCAUAUACCCUUGAAUCCCCGAUUCCCAAUCAUAUUCUGUUAAAUUCAUUAGAAUCUAUUAUACCAAAGAAUUUAAAUAAAAGUAAGAAGUUAAUUUGGGCUAAAAAGAUAUAUAGUGUAUGUAUAGCUUACGAAAAAUAUAUAAUGGAUUUAUACGAUAACAAUCCAAAAACGGUUGAUUUGGAAAAUAAAAGGGUAGCAUUCAUUGGUAACAUGUUAAAUUGGGAUAACUGCAAAUAUAAAUAUUGUUUACACUUAUAA
Messenger RNA from Vitis vinifera (wine grape), 2928 nucleotides. Lineage: Eukaryota; Viridiplantae; Streptophyta; Magnoliopsida; Vitales; Vitaceae. The record is from the annotation of a RefSeq genome assembly.